Messenger RNA from Metopolophium dirhodum (rose-grain aphid), 2879 nucleotides. RefSeq lists its product as uncharacterized. Bases 346 to 2340 code for a protein of 664 amino acids. Gene Ontology annotation, cellular component: kinetochore. The transcript is spliced from 15 exons. NCBI's taxonomy places the organism in Eukaryota, Metazoa, Arthropoda, Insecta, Hemiptera, Aphididae. The record is from RefSeq and is a predicted model, not a curated record.
UCUGUUCAUCUGUUGUAGUCGUCGGUUUUCAGCUAUCUAUGGUAUUAUCUAUAGACCAAUGAGUUCGCGCCUUCGUGUUUGAUUUUGUUAUUUUUAAUUUGUUAUUAAUUGUUAGCCUGCUGUGGGCUUGUAAGUUAUAAGUUCAAAGUUGUAACUUUAAUGAAUAAUCUAAUAGCAACUUCAACCGUUGAAUUUACGAUGGAAAAACAAUAAUUUUAAUGGCGAAUGUACCACAUUACUACCAUGACAGUGAUUACUACUACUUAUUUAUCUAAUAUUUAAAUUGUUUUACUUCAUAUAGUGUAACUUCUUAUAGUAUAACUUCAUAUAGUAUAACUCACAAUAAUGAGUGGUCAAGAAGAGGAAUAUUACUAUGACCGUAGUAUGUUUUUCAAAGAAUUGUCGCAAAGUAUUGAAAGAAACAAGUUAUCAACUAAUAUAUUAUUUAGUAAUUAUCUAAAUGAUUUUAAAGAUAUCGUCCAACACAAUGGAUUAAUUCAUGAAGAGAUGAUUAUUGUUUGUCAAUUAUUGUGUACUGUUGAUUUAAGUGUACAAAAUUUUAGACGAAUACUUUUAACACUAGUACCAGAAGAGCCAUCAAUUCCCCAUGAUAUUUGUGAAGAACUUAUAGUUUGGGCAUUAUCAGCUUAUCGCCAAAAUGUUAACGAUGCAACAAAAGCUCAAUGUAUAUUAUACUGGAUACUUUAUGUGGUUGAAGAAAAAUUAACUAAUAUGGAUAUAAUUGAUAAGUAUUAUAAAGUCUUAUUUCAUCUCUGUAAUUAUCAAAAUUUAAGUCAACCAGUAGCUGGAAUUAUUUAUUGUUUGACAAAAUAUGAUGAUGUUCAAAAGUGGAUGAUAACAUGCUGUAAGAAUAUUAUAGAGGGUUCAAAGUCUGAACCAUAUCUGAACAAAUUACUGACUUUCUUUGAAAACCCUAAUUUAAUGAACAAUACACGACAAAAAGGACUUUUUGAUUGUAACAAUACAUUUUGUAAAGAGCUUGCUUGUGGUUUACGUAGUGUUCGAAAAGAAUUAAUGAAUAUACAUCCUCAGUCUACACAUACUCAGCAACUCAUAGAAUAUGAAAGAAAGUCCUCAUAUACAUUUUAUAAUAAAAUUCAGUUUGUGGACGUAAAUAACAAAUUUGAAUUUCCAAGUACUGAAGAAUUAGCAAAAUCAUUCAUAAAAGAAUGUUCUUCUAAUAACACCUUGACACUUUUGGGUAGCGUGAGUGGUUGGUGUAAAUUACUUAUGAACAAUGACAAAAAAUUGAAUUUACAACAAAGAUUUUCAAAUAAUUUAUACCAUAGUCUAGAUCAAAUCUUUUUAAGUAAUGAAGUUAAUGUAAAAUCUACACAAAAAUCAAAAUUCUUACAUGAAAUUUUGGAAUUUCAAAAAUUUGCACAUCGAGGUUUGGCAGCAGUUAAUAUUUUCAUAUUCCAAUACAUUAUCUCAUGGGAUGGAAUAGAAAAUAGUCGUGUGAUUUAUGAACUUUUCGAAUACCUAACAUUCACUUCAGAAGAAGAAUUAAAAAAUAGUUUUUUAGAAAAAUUGUAUGCAAUAUUCAUUACUGGAGAUGAAUUGAUUUAUCGAAUGGUAAUUAAUUCCUUGACUAAUCUUCUUUGUAAUUUGUAUUUUAAUUCAAAACAAACCAGAUCAAAUAAAAACUGUACAUUAUUUGGUGAAGAGUUAAGAGAAGAAACAGAAUUUGAAGUAGUAAAAUGUUUGACUAAAUAUAUAUCACAUUGGUGCUCAAUUUGUAUUUAUAAUUAUCCUCAAGAAGAACAGUUAAAACAUACAGUUUAUACAUUUUUUGAAAAAGUAUCUGUUUUAGAAAAUUUGAAACCAACCAUAUGGCCUAUUUGGACAAUUAUGCCUCAAAGUGUUUUUUAUAAUGGUUUAAUGUCAGUAAAUAUAUACUGGUUAGAUAGAUUGUCCAGACUAAUGCUGAGGCAUAUAAAGUUUGACACCAGCAGAAUCGAGGAUAUAGCAGAGUCUCCAUCAGUUUUAAGAAUGUUACAAUUGUUUGACAUGUACAUGGCAGAUUUUUAUAAUGCUCUCCACACUGGAGUGUUGUUUGAUAAACGUGAAGAAGGAUUUAUUUUUAAAUAUUUAAAUGAAGAUGAAGUUGAAAAAGAUUUUAAAAUAGUGAAUUUAAAUGUAUGCUUUCAAAUGGAAAAACAUAUUGCUCUAGCUCCAUAUUAUAUGAACGCCGAACAUACAGUGGAGGAUCCAUUGGAGGAUUUACUUCGGACAGAAGCUCCAAAUUUACACAUGUUAAUUUUUAUGUUAAGUCAAAAUUUGCAGAAUGAUUCUGGAAAUGACAUUUCAACAUCUUAAUUUUGGGUUAUACUAUGAACAAAAAAUAUUUAAGCAAUAUUGGUUGUCAGUAGUGUAUUGAAUUUUAAUUAUUUUUUUUUAUAACAAUCGUUCAUAGAAAUUAAAAUUAUUGAUACCAUUAAUAGGAUAAUAUUUAAAUAAUUUUUUACAAUAUAUUUGACUUCUUAUAUAAUGAGAUAUUUGUUUACAAAAGGAACGUGAAUUUUUUUUCAACAAGCCAAAAACUAAAGUAGAGUCAACGCUCUAAUCGUUUUUAUAUCAUUUCAUACAUCAUGGCAUUUAUGGUGUACACUAUAUUAUUUUAUAUUAAUUAAAAGUGUUUGUUUUUCAUAAAUUAAAAACACAAAUUAUUUUUGUCAUAAAUUCUUUAUAUUUUUAUUUUUAAUUUAAUUUAAUAAUUUUUAAUACUGUAUUAUAAUUUAUAAGUGUAUAAUUGUAUAAAACUUGACAAUUGAUCAUUAGAUUGUUAACUAAAAUUACUUUAAGAAAAAAAAAUAUUGAUUUACUUAAUUUUUUUCAAAUAAAAACAGUUUUUUAAG